ACAUUUCAAUUUGAUAACACAAUUUCAUCAAACUGAAUUGUUCAAUUAAUAAAAACUUAAAAUAUGCAUUUUUUAUUUUUUAUGGAAAUAAAAAACUCUCCAUGCGUCAUGCAUUUUUAUUAUGAGUAAGAGGGCUUGAGAGAGAGGGAGACACAGGGAGAAACAUAUCACUUCUCAGUUCUCUCAGUUCUUAGGGAGGUAAGACACUUGGCAUACCGAUGGACCUCCUCUAAAUGUGCGCACUUUAAGGGACCGCAUCUCACUGUAUUGCUUCACACAGACCAGGAGAGCAGGACGCAAUUACAGUCAAAGUGUGUCAGAGAACUCCAACUUGCCACCUUGACAACUGACAAGUUACAAACACCUCACGAGUUUAUUUUUCAACUUGUGAUUUGUUCCACAAACUCGGGACUGUCUGAGAGUCAUGAUGGAGAUGAAGGUGCUGGGAUGCGUGAUGCUUUUCCCUUUCCAGAUCUUCUUGGGCGUAUUGAGGGCGAUCGUGCGCUUCUUCACGAGCCAGCAGCGCAGAGAUCUGGGCGCUGAUGUGGUGCUCAUCACUGGAGGUGGAAGAGGAAUCGGCCGUCACCUGGCCAAAGAGUUUGCCAAGCAGGGAGCAAGAAAGGUGAUUUUGUGGGGCCGUACAGAGAAAUGUUUAAAAGAGACAUGUGAGGAGAUCUCUAUGUCUGGAACAGAGUGCCAUUACUUUGCAUGUGAUGUGGGCAACAGAGAGGAGGUGUACCAGCAGGCCAAAGUGCUCAGGGAAAAGGUUGGAGACGUCACCAUUCUCGUAAAUAAUGCAGCUGUUGUCCAUGGGAAAAGUCUAAUGAACAGCGAUGAUGAUGCACUCUUGAAAACUCAACACAUAAACACACUUGGACAGUUCUGGACCACAAAAGCAUUUAUGCCUCGUAUGCUGGAGCUGUGUAAUGGCCACGUGGUGUGCAUUAACUCCAUUCUCUCCCUCGCCUCCAUCCCUGGAGCCAUUGAUUACUGCACGUCCAAGGCCUCGUCUUAUGCCUUCAUGGAAAGCCUAACACUGGGCCUAUUGGACUGUCCUGGUGUGGGCUGCACCACAGUGUUACCCUUCCAUACAGACACAGAGAUGUUCCAGGGCAUGAGAGUUAGGUUCCCUAAGCUGUUUCCUCCUCUGAAUCCUGAGAUGGUGGCCCAGCGCACUGUGGAUGCUGUUAGGACUAAUACUGCCUUUGUUGUCCUGCCAAGGACCAUGCACUUUCUUGUCAUGCUUAAAAGCAUUCUGCCCCAGUCUGCCCUGGAAGAAAUUCAUAAGUUCUCAGGAAGCUACACCUGCAUGAACACAUUCAAAGGACGGACUUAAACUCAGGAAAAAACUUAAAUGUGAAAAACUUUUUCACACAGAGUAAACACUACGUCCAGGAACAUCAAACAAACUUUUGCUUUGUGGAGGCAAAAAGACAAUGAAAGUGACAUUGGAAUCAACAUAUCAAGAUGGCCUAUUUUCCCAAGGACUAUUAUGUCUGAAAGUAUUACGUGGAUUUAUUUUUUAUUUGGAUUCCCUAUACUGGACUGAAAUCAGGCAUACAGGUCAAAGUGCUCCUUGGACAUUGCAAUAAAAAGUUUGAAGCAAAGACUUAUGAGGUUUUCGGUGAGGUUCUUUUGCUCCCAUAAGUUUGUCUUGAGUUUACUGUAUGUUUUAUAGAUAUUCACAGAUUUUUCUAAAAUGAAAUUUUUUGUAACACAAGUGUAUGCAAGUUGGCUCGCCAACUUGUUUUAAUUAAUU
This is a messenger RNA of Myxocyprinus asiaticus (Chinese sucker), 1759 nucleotides long. RefSeq names its product short-chain dehydrogenase/reductase 3-like. Gene Ontology annotation, molecular function: oxidoreductase activity, acting on the CH-OH group of donors, NAD or NADP as acceptor. Gene Ontology annotation, cellular component: lipid droplet. The record is from RefSeq and is a predicted model, not a curated record. The transcript is spliced from 6 exons. Lineage: Eukaryota; Metazoa; Chordata; Actinopteri; Cypriniformes; Catostomidae. Bases 425 to 1336 code for a protein of 303 amino acids.